This is a messenger RNA of Cydia strobilella, 4477 nucleotides long. RefSeq names its product dystrotelin-like. Gene Ontology annotation, biological process: synaptic signaling. NCBI's taxonomy places the organism in Eukaryota, Metazoa, Arthropoda, Insecta, Lepidoptera, Tortricidae. Gene Ontology annotation, cellular component: plasma membrane. The transcript has 11 exons. The coding region runs from base 266 to 2167 and encodes 633 amino acids. The record is from RefSeq and is a predicted model, not a curated record.
UGGCAUUUUGUUUUUUCUGCCAAUCACGAGAAAGUAUUAAAAAGUUGGAAUUUAGGUGCUACUGUGAUAGGAGCGCUACUGUGGUUUUGAUAAGAAAUCCUUUUCCAUUGGUUUAAAUUCAGUCAAAUUAAAGUUUUCGGAAAGUUUUGAAUAAAUGCUGGCGGUUUGAUUUCGUCGGCAAUAUUUGGACAGUGAAUAUUUUGAUAAUGGCUAUAUUUUACUUAUGUAGCUAAAUUAUGAACAUCCAUAACAAUCAUAAUACACAAUGGCUCUAAGCGGGUUUAGAAAGAUAGACAAUGAAGCGGGCUACCCGUGUUAUAUCGAUGAAGCAACUGGAAUUCAGCAAAAUGACCAUCCAGAAUUUUGCAAGAUCAUGGAAUCUCUGGAAGAGUACAACGGGAUUAAAUACAGCGCGUAUCGUAUCGCCUUUAAGGUGUUCGCCCUGCAGAGACAGCUUAGGGUUCCAGCCCUACGCAUUAGUUCCGGAGUGUUCGCUCGCCACCAGCUAAGCCUAUCAGAGACAAGCUUAUCGCUGGACACAGGGGAACUGGAGGCGGUGCUGGCUGACAUAUACUUUGCUGCAGAGAAGGAAGGCCUGUUCACAGGGGACGUUGACUUGGCAGUGGACUUGUUGAUCAAUCUGCUGCUCAAUGUGUAUGAUAAAGACAGAAAAGAGCCAAUCAGAGUGCUAGCCGCUAAAACGUUGCUUAUCAUCCUGAGCGAGGAGUCUGUGUCAGACAAAUGGGCGGCUCUAGCCAACUGCUGCGCGGACCACAACGGUUGCGUUUCACCGAGACGGCUGGCGGCCCUAUUGGCGAAUGUAGCCGCCCUGCCAGAGUUAUUGGGCGAUCCGUGCGAACAGAUACAGAGCGACAUUGACAGUUGCUUUGAUAAGAGCGCCGGCAUGCUGGGCGCGCCGGCGCACAGCGUGGCGGCGUGGGGCGCGUCGUGCGCAUGCGCGCCGGGGAGCUGGCUGGGCGGCGUCGCCAGAGUGCGCGCCAGCAGGAACAGUUCCUGCGUCAGCGCCGUUUGUGCCAAGUGUCAGGAACCGCUCAUACAGGUUCUAAAAUUCAAAUGCUCCAAAUGCUGCGAUACAUACUUCUGCGAAAAGUGUUACCUGUAUGACAAAGACUUGACGACAGUCGGCGGGCACAAGAAUACUCAUUUAGUUCUGGAAAUUAUUGAUGGAGAGAAACCCCAAGAAUGUCUAAGCUUCAUGAAAACAAUGAGACGCUUCUUCUUCUGCACCAAAACUAGAAAGAAGGCCAAGAAGAAAACCGCAAAGAAAGCAACUAGCAUGACGAAAGAGAAGGAGAUAAUUAAGAAAGAGAGGCCGGCUAUGUUCACGUCGACGGUGGGGAAGGCGUCGGGACAUGUGAAUAAUAACCCGGCGAGCAUGCUGCAGGAUAUUAUUGUGCAGUUGGAGACACAGAAUAAAGCUCUAGAAGAACUGUCGAAUCAGUUACAAAAUGCGAAGGAACCAGAAGAGGGGCUGAGAGUGAAGGUGGACGCUCACUGGAGUCAGAUAUCCAAGCAAAUAAACAGGCUGAAAAUACUUAAGGAAAACCUCUCAUCUAACACAACACUACCAACAGCAGACCCCGAACACCCCCAAGCGUUUGAUCUCUUCAGCCCCAUACCGACCCUAGAACAGAGCGACAAGCGCUCCAAGAUGUCCCAGCCUCCGAGAGUACUAAGUCUGGACUCCGGAAACUUCUCCGUGAUGUCCAAACAGGAGCCGCUGGUGACAGUGUCCGGAGAUGACUUGAAACCGGUGAUGGUUCAUAAGUCGGACAGUAUAUCAACGGUUUCGAUGAGGGAUAUCAGCAAUUGGUAUAAUGAAACAGAGCAAGCAAGCAAGCAAAUAACCUUGCCGAACCAGGCAGACUGCACGUCCCAGUCUAUAUCAGCCACCGAACAAAAGUACGCGGCCGACAUCCGCUCAGUAGAGACCAGUAACGACAAGAUGAAGGAACUCAACGCGGACUUGGACACGGUGCUGGACCGGCUGCAGCAGAUACUGACUAAUAACUUCGCUAUGGAUGAAUCUUCGUUCGACAACAACCAGCUACGUGAAACCGCGAACGAGAUGGAAGGGUUGCUUGGAACGCUGAUCCGAGGCGUGGAACAGAGAGCUACCUUCAAUGCCACUAAGGGGUUAGUCUAGCGUUACCCUCUGAGCGCCAUGCGUAUCGUGCGCGGCGCGUUAUCGCAAGUCUUGUCCGAAUGCACGAAGCAAGGGCCUGACACUCUUUGAUAGAGAAAAAUAUGCUGCCCAAAUUUUAUAUGAAUAUUUCCUACCCCCGGUCGCUCGGUGGCGCGUCUAUAACUACUUGUAUAUACUAUGUCUAUAGCACGAAGGUUGAUAUUGGGCUCAAGCCGGGCACGUCAGUUGACGUCUUUGGCGGUCAAAGGGCUAACUAUUUUCUAUGUUGACUAUUUUCGACAUAUUUUCGCUCCUAUUGCUUUGGAUGCAGCUAUCGGGUACAGGGAAACAGUAGAGCUGUUUUAACCGUUUUAUGUACCACUUGCAAGCUGUUAAUAUUUUCUUCUUCUACUCGUCGACUGUAAUGGUUGAAUUAAAAUUCCGUAUACCAAACUAUAAUUGCGUACUUUCCAUGUAUGGACUCCCAACUCAACUAUAAUAUUCAUUUCGAUACGCUGUAGUCAACCAUAAAAGAAUUUGACCAAUCACCUGCCGCCGUGCUCCCGUAGAAAAACCAUAAACGCGCGACUAUUUUUGUCUACAGAGAUACUUACCAAUUUUCAUUAAUUAUUUAGGUUUUAUAGUAAAAAAAGUAUUAUUUUAGAUAACUUGUGAAAAUAAAACAAUAGUAAUAUAAUCAAGCUUUUCAAUCUCGUACCUUACUUAGGCAACUCAGCAAUCUUCGGUACUGGACUGAAAAGCUCUCUUUUAUAUCACGAUUGUAUAAAAUACUAUUGUGCUUUAACCAGCAAUUUUAUUGUUAUUAUUUGAUAUGUCUCAAGGUGCCAUUCAUUUAUUACGUAAGACGAUUUAUGCCAGUUUUUGACUCCGUCCCUCCCCGUCCGUCCGUCUGUUUGUGUAAGAAAAAAUAAGAAAAGGCUGACCCCCUCCUCCCUAUAUUAGUUACAUAUUAUAAGUAUUCCGUAAGAAUCUACAGGAAAAUAUGAAUACACGUUUGGUUUGUUUUAGUGUGUAUUUAAAAAUAAAAUUAAAAAAAACAAAGGUAACUGGAGCCCGUUUAAGCUAACUCUGCACCGUCUUUGAUAGCAUAGUGUGUGGAAGUAUUAUUUUAUGCGUCAUAAUUUCAUAGAAAUCAAAAGAAAAUCUCAUCUUUGUGAUCUUACGUAAGAAAAAAAUAAGAUAAGUUCGACCCCCCUCCCCCCACCUUGUGUGUAUUGUUGUGUAUUUAAAAAAAAGAAUUUAAAUCGUCUUACGUAAUAUAUGAAUGGCGCUCAAGUGUUUUUAAGGUCUCAAAUGUAAUGUGUUUUUUUAUUCAAUAUGCUUUUUGUUUAUAUUUUUGUUUCGGUAAAAUUAUAUUAUGGACUUGACUAAGCAUCUCAUUAGAUUUAUGUUAUGUACUUUUUAGGGUUCCGUACCCAAAGGGUGAAAAUGGGACCCUAUUACUAAGACUCCGCUGUCCGUCUGUCUGUCUGUCACCAGGCUGUAUCUCAUGAACUGUGAUAGCUAGACAGUUGAAAUUUUCACAGAUGAUGUAUUUCUGUUGCCGCUAUAACAAAUACUAAAAACAGAAUAAUAAAAAUAUUUAAAUGGGGCUCCCAUACAACAAACGUGAUUUUUUUUGCUGUUUUUUUUUCCGUAAUGGUACGGAAUCCUUCGUGCGCGAGUCCGACUCGCACUUGGCCAGUUUUUUAAUGUUUUGAUACAUCGAAACGGAACUUAUUACAUAUAUUUUGUGAUAAGAAUCUGAAAUCUCAAUUGAUCUGAGUAUACAUAAAGUCAUCGUCAAUAGGACUUGCAAACAAUGUAAACAAACCAUUUUACUUUAAAUCAUUUUACGGUUUAGACACUUGUCACUCGCGCGACAUGUUUCAAACACACCACUGUGCCCGCCUACAACGAUAGCGCAAGACCUCCCCCAACCGGCUUUCUCAGCGCGCGCGCAGCGAGCGACCCGGCGCGCGGCAGCGGCAGUACGCAAUACACGCUCGUCGUGAACGCUGCUCGCACUAUUAGUGCUUGAGAAAGGAGACCUAGGCUCUCCGAAACAUGUCGCGCGAGUGACUAAAACAAGUGAGUCUAAACCGUAAAAUGAUUUAAAGUUAGUAUGUCUCACAACAGUUUAAAUUCGAAUAAACCAUUUUACCUUCAUUACUUCGUAAUCUCGCCCUUUAAAAGGACAACUAUGACCUUAUCAACAGUCUAUAUAUAAUAUUGUCUUCGGUUACCGCGAUAGUUACUCAUGAAAUAAAACUAUGAAAACGGAUUAUAUCGCGUAUAUUGAAUUUAUAAUACAUCCCGACGUUUCGAACU